This is a messenger RNA of Octodon degus (degu), 5332 nucleotides long. It is a transcript of the gene Rimbp3c, whose product is annotated as RIMS binding protein 3C. Gene Ontology annotation, biological process: neuromuscular synaptic transmission; spermatid development; fertilization. The coding region runs from base 136 to 5010 and encodes 1624 amino acids. The transcript has a single exon. Lineage: Eukaryota; Metazoa; Chordata; Mammalia; Rodentia; Octodontidae. Gene Ontology annotation, molecular function: protein binding. Gene Ontology annotation, cellular component: manchette; nucleus. The record is from RefSeq and is a predicted model, not a curated record.
AGGGGCGCGAGGAGACUGCCAGGGGUGCCGGAAGGGGCACGUGGGCCGUUGGCCUUGGCCUUAGCCGGGAAGGCGGCCGUUGGUGAGUUGUGGCCCGCCAGGCGAGGUCAGGUGUCUGGCCGGGCUGUGGCCACAAUGAUCCAAGACUCAUCCACCCCUUUGAGUGGCGGCCGCACGUCACCCAAAAAGCCAGGCAGCCCCGGCCAGGCAGCGGCAGUGCAGGAGGAGCAGAGGCGGGAGAUGGAGAAGCUUCGGGCCGAGCUGGAGGAGGAGCGAGCGCGCGGGCGGGCAGAGCGGCAGCGCUUCACGGCCCAGGCACGCAGGCUGCGGGAGGUGGCCGAAAGAGAGAGGCAGCAGCUGGCGGACCACCUGCGCUCCAAAUGGGAGGCACAGCGCUUCCGGGAGCUGCGGCAGCUGCAGGCGGAGGUACAGCGGGAGCGUGAGGCCGAGAUCCGUCAGCUGCUGCGCUGGAAGGAGGCCGAGCUGCGGCAGCUACAGCAGCUGCUGGGCCGCGAGCGCGACGGCGUGGUGCGCCAGGCCCGUGAGCUGCAGCGCCAGCUGGCCCAGGAACUGGUGAACCGCGGCUACUGCGGCCGCACCGGGACGCCCGAGGUUCCCGCAGAGCAGUGCCGCUGUCGUCUGCAGGAAGUGCUGCGGCAGCUUCGCUGGGAGACAGACGGCGAGCAAGCCGCGCGCAUCCGUCACCUGCAGGCGGCGCUGGACGUUGAGCGCCAGCUCUUCCUCAAGUACAUCCUGGAGCACUUCCGCUGGCAGCCCGCUUUACCCGGGCCCCCGGACCCGCAGGCCGAGAAUUCAUCGGAGGCGCCACUGCCCGAAACCGCCAGCAACGCCCCCCAAACCCGGAAAACCCAUCUUCGACUUGGACCCCCUGCCAGCCUGGGCGUGUUGGUCCGAGAUCGUUCCCGUUCUUUGGAGAGAUUGCUGGAGGGGCGCUCCGGCUCCCCAGACCGCCAGCUCCCUGCGCGUGCUAGCUCCCUUGAGUCCUUGGACACGGCGUAUUCCUGCUCGCUUGACAGCACUCUGAGACGCCCCAAGGCCUUCAAUGAGUCAGAGGCACCAGCCUCCUCUGCGAACAUCUCUGUCCCAGACUCCCCAAAUUCCUUGCUAACUAAGGUACACAGAAAACGUAAAGAUCUGCGCAGAGAAUGCUCUGGAAGCCAGCCCCGUGACAGUCUAAUAUCCUCCCCACCAGACCCCGACUACCGUGCACUGGUGAAGCGGAACUCGGAACUGAGCGAAGCGUUGCAGGGGCUGACACGCCGCUGCUCUGAAUUGCACGAGGAGAACCUGCAGCUGCGGUGCGGUGGCAGCCCCAGUGAGGAGGAUGGAAAGGUGAAGCGGCUGAAGAUGAAACACGCGGAGUUGGCAGGCCUCGCUCGGCGCCUGGAGGACCGUGCCCGCAAGCUGCAGGAGACCAGCCUUCGAGCAAUGAGCGCGCCCGUGCCGGGAGAGAACCGCGCCGGCCUGGAACUGUGCCAGGCCCUUGCCGGUCAGCGCGCCAGAGACCUGUCAGAUCAGGCCAGUGCUCUGUUAGCCAAGGACAAGCAGAUCGAAGAACUGAGACGGGAGUGUCACCUGCUGCAGGCGCAGGUCGCCACUGGCCGCGACAGUCCUUUGAAUCCUGCAGGGGGCGUCCCUCGUUCAGAAUGGCUCAACAUCAGAGACUUGGACCAGCUGCAGCGCGAGUCCCAGCGGGAAGUUCUGCGCUUGCAGAAGCAGUUGACGCUGCAGCGUCAAUUGGGCUGCGCCCAGGUGAAAGCUAGCAGUCAGAGCGUACCCUGUGAGGAGUCUCGACACCAGGUACAGGCUCUGGAGCUUGAGCUGGACGCACUGCGGCGUGAAUGUGAGGCACGGAGCGCUCAGGCUGCAGCGGCCCAACGGCGCAGCGAGGAGGCAGAGGCACAGCUGCAGGCAGCACUUCAGAAGGGCGCCUGGCUGGCGGAGGAGAACGUGCAGCUACAGGCCCAAGCCCACUGGGUACGAAAGGUGGCGGCCGAGAACAGCGAUGUGCGCGGGCAGCUGGGUCGCGCGUGCCAGGAGCGCGACGCCGCAGGCCUUCUGGCAGAGCAGCUGCUGCAACAGGCGGCACUCGAGCAGAAUAGGCAGCAGCAGCUGCAGCACGACCUGCAAAAGGCCCUGAGCGACCUCCAAGCUGCCCGGAAGGAGAUGCAAGCGUUACAAGAUCAGCCUGGCUAUCCUCCCAAGCAGCCACAGGAGGCCACCCAAGAGACAAGUAGAGGAAGGCACAAGCUCGAGCCACAGACUGAAGACUAUGUACCAUCACAGCCUAGCAAAGAACAGUCUCAUGUUUGUCCUGCCCUACAGGACAGUACAGUUGCCCUUGGGGAACCAGUCAAUUCCCACCCUGUGUCAGACAGAGUCCCUGCCAACCAGCCUCUGGACUCCACGCAUCAAGCUAAGAAAACCAGUUCCCAGUCUUCUACCUCCUCCUCUGAGGUUGAGUCCAUGUGGGCCACUGUGCCAUCUUGCCUUACUUUGGAAAUGGACACAGCCAGUGAGGUGGAUGAUCUAGAGCCAGACAGUAUGUCUCUCGCACUAGAAGUGAAGGACCCCAAGGCACCCUCCAUCUCCAAGUUCAAGAUUUUCCAGGCUAAAUAUAGCUACAACCCAUUUGAGGGACCCAAUGAGCAUCCUGAACAUGAAUUACCUCUCACAGCUGGGGAUUAUGUGUAUGUCUUUGGGGACUUGGAUGAGGAUGGUUUCUAUGAAGGGGAGCUUGAGGAUGGCCGGCAAGGGCUGGUACCUUCCAACUUGCUAGAACAGAUUCCAGACAACCACAACCAAAGAGACCUGUCUCCCAAGUCACCUGAGUCCCCAAAUCACUUAGGCCCCACUCUACUACCUGUUGGGCAGAACAAAGCCUCAGAAGAAGCCAGCUUAUUCACUGGAGAGGACCAGGUAUCAGUGGAUAGAGGACCAUGCCAGAUGGGAAGAGAGGGUUCCAAGACCGAAAAGGUAACAGAGAUUUUAGAGAUCAAGAGAGAGGCCUGCUGGCUGGACUCAUCACAGAGUCUGCAAGAGCAGAACUUCUCCAUUGUCCCACUGAAGACCAAAGAAUUGUCCUGUGUGGGACCAAUGCAACUACACCUGCAGAAUGUCACUGCCACAUCAGCUGAAAUCAGCUGGGUUUAUGGCAGUAGCAGACACCUCCAUGUGGUAUACCUCAAUGGCCAGGAACAUGCCUUGACACCCUCAGGUGUGACCUGCUAUACUUUUGAAGGCCUACAUCCCGGCACACAAUACCAGGCUCGAGUGGAGGUUGAUAUACCUUGGGACUUGGGGCAGGUGCCCUGGGAAACAAUGUCCUCCACUAUCAACUUCAACACACCCUUAGCAGGACCCCCAGACCCUCCUCUGGAUGUGCUGGUAGAGCACCACACCUUACCAGGCUUCCUAGUGGUCAGCUGGAUCCCUGUGACCAUUGACUCAGCUGGAUCCUCCAAUGGAGUACAAGUUACUGGCUAUGCUGUAUAUGUGGAUGGAAUCAAGAUUGCAGAGGUCUCUGAUGCCACUGCUGGGAGCAUUCUGUUGGAAUUUUCCCAGCUGCGGGUACUCCUAACAUGCGAAAAGGUCUCAGUGAGAACCAUGUCACUGUGUGGUGAGUCUUUGGAUUCAGUGCCAGCUCAGAUCCCUGAAGAUUGCUUCACUUAUCAUUCCUUACUGGACAGUCCUCCCUUUGGCAACAUCUGUGGUGACCCAUCCACCUUUGGAGUCUACCAUCAGAAGAUGGCACUGUCUUCUUUGAGUAACAAGCCAGACCCUCACACCCCUGGGAGCUGUGGGGAACCUCAGGGCAAGUUUCCAGAAGCACUGCCUGAAGAACCCCUCAGGAGGCAGCCCCCAUUGUCCAACCUGAGCUCAGAAGAGGCUGGUAAGCAAGCCCAAGGGUCCACUGGGGCCCAAAAAGGCUGCAGCAAGGACCUAUGCUUUCAGAAGAGUCCUCAAAACAACAGACCACUUCUUUCUAGAGGUCAGUCUGUGAUGGAAGAAAACCACUAUGGGCACAACAGCACCAGCAGAGGUUCAUCUCCAGGAUUCAUCCACCUGUCUCCGAAGUAUAGGCCCAGGAAACAGCUGUGUCAGGAGACAGCUGCCCUUGAGAAGGACUGUAGGCAAAAGCAAGAUGCCCAGGUGUUGACAUCUUCCCAGUGGGGAACCAGCCAGCAGUAUGCAGCUGACUCCUGUAAUAUAUUGGAGGAGAAGAGGUGCUUGGAUCCUUGGCACACAGAGAAGCGAGAGCACAGAGACAAAUUCAGGUCCCAGAACAGGCAACAUCAGGCUCUGGGGAGCAAGAAAGAGUUGCAGCUCUGUGAGCCCUCCUCAGUGCUAUGUCCAACUCAAUCCAGCAAAGUCAUUAAGAUGUCCCGGGGUGAACCUCCACAGGUGGGGCCAGAGGCCAACACUCCAGCCAGGAUAUUUGUGGCCCUCCUUGAUUAUGACCCCUUAGCAAUGUCUUCUAACCCCAAAGCUGCAAAGGAAGAGCUAACCUUCAAGAAAGGACAAUUGCUGAGAGUAUGGGGCUCUCAGGACCCCCAUGGCUUCUACCAUGGCGAGUGCAAUGGUCAAGUGGGCAACAUCCCUGGGCACCUGGUGGCUGAAGUGGAGGGGGAAACAGAGCAAUCUCACAGAAGGUGGCAUUUGCCAUCACAAGGGUACCUGCCUUCUGUGGCUCACCUUGAGGACUUUGAGGGGCCUAUCAGCCCCCAGGGUUCCUUCUUCAGGCCCCCAGAGAACUCCAGGAGACCCACAUUGUGGACCCCAAAGACCAUGAUUGUGGCUCUGGAUUAUGAUCCCAGGGAUAGGAAAGCAGGGGCCCGGGCAAAGGGCAAACUGGCUCUGAGGGCUGGGGAUAUGGUUACAGUCUACGGGCCUGUGGAUGAUAAGGGAUUCUAUUAUGGUGAGUCGGGUGGCCACAGAGGCCUGAUCCCAGCCCACUUGCUGGAUGACUUAUCUGUCCACAGAGAGUGAGCAAGGCUUGGUGCAGGAGUGGUGGCCUCUGGCUGCCCACACCCUCAGAAGGAGAAGCAAGCACGUACACCCUCAUACAGCAUCCCUCCUGGCUACCACCUUAAGCAACAUUUGCUCCAGGCACCACUGUGUUCAGCUGAUGGCAUGCCAGGUGUGUUCCUAUCCCCUGAGAACAGCAGAGUUUAAAUCUGAGUUGAAUUGUUUCCAAAAGAAAACAAAUCAGACCAAUGUCUUGAGAAUUUCAGAGUCCUAGGUAACUAUGAUACUUAUUUGGAGAAGUGCCUUUUUCUGGGGUGAAUAUGUUUUCUUUAACAGGUUAACA